This is a messenger RNA of Oncorhynchus keta (chum salmon), 1335 nucleotides long. Its product is annotated as clumping factor A-like. The coding region runs from base 4 to 795 and encodes 263 amino acids. NCBI's taxonomy places the organism in Eukaryota, Metazoa, Chordata, Actinopteri, Salmoniformes, Salmonidae. The record is from RefSeq and is a predicted model, not a curated record. The transcript is spliced from 3 exons.
UGUAUGGACAGCAACGUGUACAGUAUGGACAGCAACAUGUAUGGUGUGUACAGUAUGUGCAGCAACGUGGACAGCAACGUGUACAGUAUGGACAGAAACGUGGACAGUAGUACGGACAGCAACGUGGAUGGUAUGAACAGCAACGUGUACAGUAUGGACAGCAACAUGUAUGGUGUGUACAGUAUGUGCAGCAACGUGGACAGCAACGUGUACAGUAUGGACAGAAACGUGGACAGUAGUACGGACAGCAACGUGGAUGGUAUGAACAGCAACGUGUACAGUAUGGACAGCAAUAUGGACAGCAGCAUGAACAGCAGCCUGUACAGUAUGGACAGCAACGUGUACAGUAUGGACAGCAACGUGGACAGUAUGGACAGCAACGUGGACAGUAUGGACAGCAACCUGUACAGUAUGGACAACGGGCAUGGUAUGGACAGCAAGGUGUACAGUAUGGGAGUAACGUACAGUAUGGGAGCAACGUACGGUAUGGACAGCAACGUGUACGGUAUGGACAGCAACGUGGACGGUAUGGACAGCAACGUGGACGGUAUGGACAGCAACGUGGACGGUAUGGACAGCCACGUGGACGGUAUGGACAGCAACGUGUACGGUAUGGACAGCCACGUGGACGGUAUGGACAGCAACGUGGACAGCAAUAUGUACAGUGGACAGCAACGUGGACAGCAACAUCUACAGUAUGGACAGCAAGGUGUUCGGUAUGGACAGCAAUGUGUACAGUAUGGACAGCAACAUGUACAUAUUGGACAGCAACGUGGACAGCAACAUGUACAGUAACGUACAGUAUGGACAGCAAUGUGUACAGUAUGGACAGCAAUGUGUACGGUAUGGACAGCAAGGUGUACGGUAUGGACAGCAACGUGUACGGUAUGGACAGCAACGUGGACAGCAAGGUGUACAGUAUGGACAGCAAGGUGUACAGUAUGGACAGCAAGGUGUACGGUAUGGACAGCAAGGUGUACGGUAUGGACAGCAACGUGUACGGUAUGGACAGCAAGGUGUACAGUAUGGACAGCAACGUGUACGGUAUGGACAGCAACGUGUACGGUAUGGACAGCAACGUGUACGGUAUGGACAGCAACGUGUACGGUAUGGACAGCAACGUGUACGGUAUGGACAGCAACGUGUGACGGUAUGGACAGCAAGGUGGACAGUAUGGACAUCAAUAUGGACAGCAACGUGUACGGUAUGGACAGCAAUAUGGACAGCAACGUGUACGGUAUGGACAGCAACGUGUACGGUAUGGACAGCAACGUGUACCGUAUGGACAGCAACGUGUACCGUAUGGACAGCAACGUGUACGGUAUGGACAGCAAC